This is a messenger RNA of Amoebophrya sp. A120, 521 nucleotides long. The record is from the annotation of a GenBank genome assembly. NCBI's taxonomy places the organism in Eukaryota, Dinophyceae, Syndiniales, Amoebophryaceae.
GUUAGGCAUUUUGCACCGUUCUCGUCCAAGAGAACGCCACGGGCCGCAGUGUUCGCGGCAGGCCUCCGAGCUUCUGCGCUUGCCUGCCCAGACUUAGCCGGGAGCGCGUCCUCCCUCGCCCCCCGCCUUGGCGCCCCCAAGUACGCGGGGGCGGCCGCCUGCAAAUGCGCAACCAGGGCCGACCGUGCGGCGCAAACGAAGACGGGCAGGGCCAAGACUUGCGCGCACCGGCGCGGGAGCUACGGCCCAGCAGGGUGGCGAUUUGGACCUGGGCGGGUGUGUUGCUUGUUAUUUGGCCGGCCCACCUGCGGGACCGACGCGCCUUGGAAGGGUUUCAGCCUCGACGGCGCCCCUUAUGCGUGGCCUGCGAACUUGGACGACCCCAGGCGCUACAGCGCGGGCGGAUUUUUUGUUUUACAACGAAGAGCGAGGCCGGCCGGGCCGGCGAGCUAGCAGUGGCGCGCCAGCGCCGCAGCUGAUAGCCCCAAUGUAAUUGGCGGCGCCAUUGGUGGCGCAGGCGG